Molecule: messenger RNA, 2934 nt
Organism: Rhodamnia argentea
Lineage: Eukaryota; Viridiplantae; Streptophyta; Magnoliopsida; Myrtales; Myrtaceae
Product: plant intracellular Ras-group-related LRR protein 4-like
Exons: 5
Coding region: 441-2132 (563 amino acids)
Molecular function (GO): protein binding
Source: RefSeq, a predicted model, not a curated record
UAAUACAAAUAUAGAAAUCCAAGAAGAAGGCGACGAAGGAGGAGGAGGAGGAUUCGGCAUGGGAACGGCUGGAUUUCUUCGGCGGCGGGAGAUGGGGCUCCGGUUCUCGGCCCAAACGUCGCUGCCGGCGCUUCGAACCGCGUGAAACUGUCCGGGGGCUCCGAUUCGGCAUUCGGAGGUCCGAGGUCCGGAGCGAAAUCGCUCUUCGCUCUUUCCGAUUUUCUCGCGGUUGGUGGUGCGGGGCGGGCGUUUCGCCCGUGUUUCGGUUUUCGAGAACGAUGUUCCGAUCCUCUCGUGUUUAGGAAAGAAAAAGAAGGAAAAUGUCGCGUUGCGAGAGGUCUUUCAGUGACUGUUGGUGGAUUGCGGCUGCUGCUUUGCUUGGGAACUUGCUCUAGAAAGCCGUAGAAAGAGCAGGGAUUUGAGGGUGGGGUGGGGGGAAGAUGGGGACAUUGAGCUUGGGAUCAGUAGAUGGAGUAGUGGCGGAGAUCAUGAGAGCACAUAGAUUGCUCCCGACCAGGCCGUCGAUCGAUGAGGUGGAAGUGGCCAAAGCGCUGAUCCGCAAUGUGGACAAAGAAGACCAGGCUAGAUUGGAUGCGAUCGUGAAGCAAACCAAAGGCCUCGACGUGCCCGAGGAGUUGUUCAUGAUUUUGCAGGAGAUGCAGAAGAAUCUGGUUUAUUACCUGGGCAAAGAGCAGAAGAGGGAGGCCUUGAGAUUGCUCGACCUUGAGAAUGUCCACGCUCUGUUCGACGAGUACAUCCAGAGAGCUUCUGAGUGCCUUUCGUCCAGGUCGCAUUCUUACGAGAGGAGCUACUCGAAUGGUUCUGCUCCUAAGGUUUCGAGCAGCGGACCGAGUGUCGAUGUUGCCGGUGCUGCUUCUGUCUCCACGGGUACUUCAGCAGGCUCCUAUUACCUGGAGAAGGAACCCGCGAAGAGCGGUGAUCUGUUCACCAGAGAUGAUAGUUAUGUGAAGAAGGCAAAGUCCUCAUUCUAUGCCGAUGGUGUUGGUAUUGGCCCUGGUGGCUUAUCGGCCCCGCAGAUACAGGAUUCAACUUUGAAGGCUGGAAGUGCUUUAGGUCAGGAUGGUGAGAAAUUAAGCUUGAUAAAGCUUGCCAGUUUGAUUGAAGCUUCUGCAAAGAAGGGGACUCGAGAACUCAAUCUUCAGAACAAGUUGAUGGACCAAAUAGAAUGGCUACCCGAUUCAAUUGGAAAGCUAUCAAGUUUGGUCAGCUUAGAUCUAUCUGAAAAUCGAUUACUAGCCCUACCGGCAACUAUCGGAGGCCCCUUGUCUUUAACAAAGUUGGAUUUGCAUGCUAACAGAAUUGCCGAUCUCCCAGAAUCCAUUGGUGAUCUCCUCAACUUAGUCUGUUUAGAUCUGAGUGCAAACCAACUGGCAUCCCUGCCUGCCACCUUCGGUAGACUGGUGCGCCUUCAGGAACUUAACUUGAGCUCAAAUAGACUGUCUGUACUUCCUGAGUCGAUAGGAUCUCUUGCUAGCCUGAAGAUCUUGAAUGUGGAGACCAAUGACAUUGAGGAGCUGCCACAUACUAUUGGCCACUGUUCUUCACUUAGGGAGCUUCUUGCAGAUUAUAACCGGCUGAAGGCCCUUCCUGAAGCAGUAGGGAAGAUUAGUACCUUGGAGCUGUUGUCAGUGCGAUAUAAUAAUAUCAGACAGUUGCCUACUACAAUGUCAUCUCUAUCAAAUUUGAAGGAGCUUAAUGUAAGCUUUAAUGAACUUGAGUCUGUGCCUGAGAGUUUAUGUUUUGCUACCACGCUCGUCAAGUUGAAUGUAGGCAACAAUUUUGCUGAUCUGAGAUCCCUACCGAGGUCUAUAGGGAACCUUGAAAUGCUCGAAGAAUUAGAUAUCAGCAAUAACCAAAUACGGGUCCUUCCAGCCUCAUUUAGGAUGUUGACACGGUUGCGUGUCCUGCGUGUGGAAGAAAAUCCCUUAGAAGUUCCACCAAGAUAUAUUGCCGAAAAGGGUGCACAGGCUGUUGUUCAAUACAUGGAGGAACUUGUUGAGAAAAGGAACCAACCACAGCCUGUGAAGCAGAAGAAAGGCUGGGCUCAGAUAUGCUUUUUUUCAAGGUCUAACAAAAGAAAGCGUGGGGGAGCUGAUUUUGUGAAAACCUGAUUUUGGACGAGCAUACAGGGAUGAAAUGAUUGGUAUCGGAGGCAUUUUUAAGUAUGAGGAGCGCUUUUUGCAGAGCGAACCCUCCCAUAUCCUGAUGCAGCGCGACCUUUCUAAACUGUGGCUUGCAUGAAUUCCCUUCUAAAAAAUUGCAGGUUUCGUCCGCAGCCCCUCCAAAGUUUUCCUCCCAUCUUCAGACUUGAAAACGAUUUGCAAAUUUUCUGCUUUUCCAACUGUUGUGUAUCAACUGUAUUCAUCCUCCCUUCUUGGACUCGGCAAAAGUGAGGUGUAUACAGUCAGCCGGCGCAUAAUGGAAGACGACCAUGUUGUUGUAAUCCUGUAGAUGUAUUCCUUCCAUUGCUAUACAAACACUCGGGUACCUCCCUCUCUUUACCCCUUCCUCUCUCUUGUCCAAGGAGAUCCACUCCAACAUCACCCGAAACUUGAAUUUGUCAGCACUGCUAUGUCCGAACAAAGUUGAAGUUGUGGGACCGCUCCGAUGAUUUGGUUUUUUGUCUUGUGUGGUGGCGGCAUUGAAAUUGGAGAUCCCAAUGCCCAAAUCCUCCAAUAAUGCGGCCAUUGAGAAAAGAGGGCAUCUUUUUGACGGAAGGACCUCUCGUCGAAAGACGGGGUCGUCUUACCUGAAAGUCUUGUGGAAUGCGAGGUUGCGUAGUUGAAUGAUUAACUUUCCUCUCAGCUUCUUGUAUCUUUUGCUUUUUGAGGUUUUUUUUUUUUUUUUGUACUUUUGUUCUCCCUUUGAAUAAUGUAUAGCAGGUGGCAUGGGAAUGGGGGGGAUGAACGUGCU